AUGCGACGCCUUUCAAUGCCAAUGAUCCAACUGUUGGUGUCGCUUCUGGCACUUUGGACUACAGUUUACAGUCAACCGUAUGAAGCUUACCCGAUAGAUAAACAAUACCCACCAGUGGCGAGAGUCGGUGAACAAUUCGAAUUCCAGAUUUCCAAUGAUACAUUUAGGUCGUCAGCUGGUGAUAGCUCUCAAAUCGCGUAUGACGCGUAUGAACUCCCUAGCUGGCUUUCCUUUGACUCAGCUAGCAGGGUAUUUUCUGGUAAAGCAGACUCGAGUGCGUUAGAUGAAGACGACUUGUACUUUGAUUUCAUCUUAGAAGGUACUGAUGCUUCUGACAAUGAAAGUCUCAAUAAAACGUAUCAGUUGGUGCUGACCAAACGUUCGAGUAUCGAAGUUGCUGACAAUUUCAAUCUGCUAGCCUUAUUGAAAAACUAUGGUUCCACUAAUGGUAAAGAUGGACUCAUCUUGACUCCUGAUGAGAUUUUCAAUGUCACAUUUGAAAGAUCGACGUUCACAAGCGACCACUCAGUCGUUGCAUACUACGGCCGUUCUCAAGUAUAUAAUGCUCCUUUACCAAACUGGUUGUCAUUUGACCCAAAUAAUUUGAAAUUCAGUGGUACAGCUCCAGUGGUCAAUUCCAACAUUGCUCCGCAAGUAUCUUAUGGAUUUGUCUUGACAGCCACCGAUUUCGAGGGAUAUUCAGGCGUCAGUGUGCCCUUCAACCUGGUGAUCGGUGCGCAUGAGUUGACUACAUCCAUUCAGAAUAGGUUGCUCAUCAAUGUCACAAGUUCCGGUGAUUUUACCUAUCAAUUACCUUUGAAUUACGUCUACUUUGAUAACGAUCCCAUUCAAUCAGACAAGCUGGGUUCGAUCGAAAUGGUGAAUGCGCCAUCCUGGGUGAAGCUCGAUAAUGACACAUUGUCAGGCACAAUGCCAAUGGACAGCUCAUCGGAAAACUCAGCCAACUUCUCGGUGGCAGUUUAUGAUACUUACGACGAUGUUAUCUACUUAAAUCUUAUGAUCGAGGCUACAAGCGAUCUUUUUGCUGUUACUACACUUCCCAACAUCAACGCUACCCGCGGUGAAUGGUUCCAGUACAGUUUCCUACCCUCCCAAUUCACAGAUUACUCACAAACAAAUGUCUCCGUCAAUUACUCCAAUGCGUCGCAAUCUCACGACUGGAUCCAUUUCGUGUCUUCCAAUAUGACUUUACAUGGUCUAGUCCCCGAUGACUUCCAGUCAUUGGCCAUGCAACUGGUAGCGAGCAGAGAUUCGAAAUCGCAAGACUUGGACUUUCAAAUCAUUGGUAUGGACUCUAAGGUGAACAGCAGUAACCAUACUAAUAGUACAACAACGUCGUCUAGCUCUUUGACGAGUACAUCAUCUGCCACUUCAUCCACUAGCUCAUCCGCAACAAAAAUUACUGAAUCUCCUUCAGCUACAGCGGCUGGCAUCUCGCCAAUAAAGAAGAAAUCAAAUAAAACAACCGCCAUUGCCUGUGGGGUGGCAAUUCCUCUGGGUCUUAUAGCACUACUAGGCCUUCUACUAUUGCUCUUCUUGCGCCGCAGAAAGAAUAGAAAUGCUAAUCAUGAUAACGAGAAAUCUCCUAGCAUCAGUGGCCCUGAUGUUAAUAAUCCAGCUAAUAAGCCAAAUCAAGCAAUUGUACCGCCCGUGAAUCCAUUUGAUGAUGACCAGUCAUCGAUUACCUCCAGCGCAAGAAGGCUGGGUGCAUUGAACGCAAUGAGGCUAGAUGAGGCUUCUGAUUCUGAAGCAUCAACGAUCAACGAAAAAAGAUCUUCUGUCGCUACUGAUGAGCUUUACCAAGACGCUCGGAGCACGGAAAAUCUUCUAAAGAAGCCGGACACCGAGUUCUUUGACCCCCAGAAUAGAUCUUCUUCGGUUUACAUUAAUAGCGAGCCAGCCAACCGUAAAUCAUGGAGGUAUCAGCUGAGCUCACCAACAAAAGAAAGCGUGAUGAGAGACAGUUGCAUAUCAACGAAUACUGUCUCUACAGCGGAACUUUUAAACACAGAGAUCAAAGACGGCCAAAAUAUUAAGAAGGAUCCGAGGAAAUCAACGCUUGGAAUCAGGGACUCCGUGUUUCUCAAUAACAACUCAAAAUCCCAGUCUUCACCUUCAAUGAAUGUCAGGCCAGGUACAAGAGAUUCGUCAGAAGGUGAUCAAUUACCCAUUUUGGAUGAGCAUAGUAAUGUCUCUCCAGAAUUGAAGUCUAACACAUGCGCUUCAAGCUCUUCCUCAGAUGAUUUCGUGCCAGUAAAAAACGGCGAGAACUACGAUUGGAUACAUCGCCAAAAGCCCGACAGGCAACCAAGCAACAAGAGGCUAGUGCAAACUCAAAAUCAAAGUAAAGUUGAUAUAGGCCAAGCGCACGAAGUUGAAGGUCAUUUCCCGGAGAAAAUAUGA
Torulaspora delbrueckii is the source of this 2424-nucleotide messenger RNA. It is a transcript of the gene AXL2, whose product is annotated as Axl2p. Lineage: Eukaryota; Fungi; Ascomycota; Saccharomycetes; Saccharomycetales; Saccharomycetaceae. The record is from RefSeq and is a predicted model, not a curated record. Gene Ontology annotation, cellular component: membrane. Bases 1 to 2424 code for a protein of 807 amino acids. The transcript has a single exon. Gene Ontology annotation, molecular function: calcium ion binding.